AUGCAAUUUACAAGUGAUUUCGAAAACUUGCAAAUGUAUUGGCAUGUCGGUUUGCUUAGUUCGGAACAUGCGCUCAACAAUCCAAAGGUAAAAUCAUUGAUCGCCAGUCAGAAUUUGGAAUUCGAUCUGAUUGUGUUGGAACAAUUCUAUCACGAGAGUUUCCUAAUGUUUGCGCAUAAGUUCAAGUGUCCCGUUGUUACAUUGGGCACCAUGGGUUAUGCGGAUAAUAUGGAUCACGCUAUGGGUCUGCUAACACCAUGGGCUAUCGUGCCACAUUUGCUGGUCUCCUACACGGAUCAAAUGUCAUUUGCGCAACGUGCAUAUAACGCAUAUUUGUCGCUGUACGAUGCGGCGUUGAGACGCUGGUAUUAUCUGCCACAAAUGCAAGAGAUGGCUGAGCGACACUUCAGCGGCCACAUUGAUGGUCCACUGCCGCAUGUCAGCACGUUGGAGAAAAAUAUUUCGUUAAUGUUGAUCAACAGUCAUCGCAGCACGGAUGUGCCACGCCCCAGCAUGCCUGGUCUAAUCGAUGUGGCUGGUGUGCAUAUCAAGCCCGCGAAGCCUUUGCCCGAUGAUCUACAGAACUUCUUAGAUAACUCGACGCACGGUGUGAUCUACUUUAGUGUGGGUUCCUACAUGAAGAGCACAGAUAUGCCGCUGGAAAAGGUCAAUGUCAUACUGAAUGCCUUUAGCCAACUCAAGCAGAAUGUGUUGUGGAAAUUCGAAAAUUCGUCAAUUGGUCAUCUGCCGCCGAAUGUGAAAAUCCAAAGUUGGUUACCUCAAAACGACAUUCUCGCUCAUCCGAAUGUGAAAGUCUUCAUUACACACGGUGGCAUUUUCGGCACGCAGGAGGCCAUUCAUUGGGGCGUACCAAUGCUGUGCAUACCCUUCUAUGGGGACCAACAUCGCAACUCAAUGCGUUCGGUGCAGGCCGGCUAUGCGC
Rhagoletis zephyria (snowberry fruit fly) is the source of this 943-nucleotide messenger RNA. RefSeq names its product UDP-glucuronosyltransferase 2B20-like. Lineage: Eukaryota; Metazoa; Arthropoda; Insecta; Diptera; Tephritidae. The record is from RefSeq and is a predicted model, not a curated record. Gene Ontology annotation, molecular function: UDP-glycosyltransferase activity.